Messenger RNA from Aspergillus ochraceoroseus IBT 24754, 1758 nucleotides. RefSeq names its product putative amino acid permease family protein. Gene Ontology annotation, biological process: transmembrane transport; amino acid transport. The record is from RefSeq and is a predicted model, not a curated record. The transcript is spliced from 2 exons. Gene Ontology annotation, cellular component: membrane. The coding region runs from base 1 to 1599 and encodes 532 amino acids. Gene Ontology annotation, molecular function: transmembrane transporter activity. Lineage: Eukaryota; Fungi; Ascomycota; Eurotiomycetes; Eurotiales; Aspergillaceae.
AUGGAAGGCUCCAAAUUUCCGAUGAAAUCGGACCAAUUGGCCGAUCAGGUCGAUCAAGAUGCGCAUGAUCUGGUAGCCAUGGGCCACCAGGAGGCCCUGACGCGCAAAUUCAACAUAUGGAGCAUGCUAGCACUGGCCUUUUGUGUCCUGGGGACAUAUUCUACCUUCGCUCAGGAUCUGAGCAGCGGCUUGUCUAAUGGGGGCCCUGUUUCGAUUCUUUGGGGCCUGGUUCUGGUCACAGCGUGCAACCUAUGCGUUGCCCUUUCGCUCGGUGAACUCACCAGCAGCAUGCCUACGGCCUUGGGCCAGGCAUACUGGGUGUGUAGGCUUUGGGAUACACCGUUCGGCCGCUUUCUAUCCUACCUGUGUGCUUGGAUCAACACUUUUGGCUGGUGGACUUUAACUGCCUCGCAGGUGGCGUUUAUGACGUCUUUCAUGCUGGGUCUCCAGGAGAUGUAUGAUCCGAAUUGGAACGGUGUUAAGGAAGGCUGGUUGCAAUUUGUCGUCUAUUUCGGGUUGGUGCUGGUCCUGACAGUCAUCAACGUGAUUGGAUGUAGGCGCGAUGAAAUCCUUCCCUGGUUCAACAGCUUUGUCGGUGUUUGGUUCACAGGGCUCUUCGUCGUCCUGUCACUGGCUCUUCUCAUCUCCGUGGGCAUCAGAUCUGGGCUGACUUUCCAACCCGCUUCAUUCGUCUUUGGCUCCUGGAUGAACGGAACUGGCUGGCCUAGUGGUGUCGUCUGGUUCACUGGUCUCGUCCAGGCGGCUUACGGCCUCACAGCAUUUGAUGCAGUUAUUCACCUGGUGGAGGAAAUUCCUGCGCCCCGGCGCAACGCCCCUAAAGUCAUCGGGCUCGCCGUCCUCAUCGGGGCGAUCACAGGCUUCGUCUUCAUGGUCAUUUGCCUGUUCUGUAUUCAGAACGUGGACAACGUGGGGAACGCCGACCUUCCCUUCAUCGAGUUGAUGCAAGAAACCGUGGGCCUCACCGGGACAACAGUCCUCAUCGCCCUCUUCAUCUUUAAUGGCGUUGGCCAGGGCGUGAGCAUCCUGACUACCGGCUCUCGACUGACAUGGGGCUUCGCACGAGACGGCGGUCUUCCCUGGAGUGCGUAUUUCGCCGUCAUCGAUCCGACAUGGAAAUCUCCCGUUCGAGCGCUCUGGCUACAGGGCUUCCUGAUCGCCCUGGUUGGCAUCCUUUACCUCUUCGCCAACACCGUGCUAGAGGCCAUUCUCAGCGUAAGCACAAUCGCGCUCACAGUCUCAUACGCUCUUCCCAUUGUCGCAUUGCUGGUUGUGGGCCGCGACAAACUGCCCCCCGGUCCAUUCAGUCUCGGCCGCUGGGGUCCGUUCCUCAACUGGGUUAGCAUCGUCUACUGUGUAGUGACCACGAUCUUUUUCCUAUUCCCUGGCGGGCCGAACCCCGCAGCUGCAGAUAUGAACUACGCUAUUGCCGUGUUUGGCGUCAUGCUGGUUGUGGCGCUGGCCUUCUGGUUUAUCCGUGGCCAUCGGACAUACCUGACGACAAACGACGCGAUGGCACAGAUGAUUCUCGCCCAACGGCUGGAGCAGGAGACCGCGGAAGCGAGGGACAAUCUGACAUGACAUGACACUGGGAAAUUCUCCUGUAAUGUAAUGUUCAGUAGGCCACAGUCAUCAUUGAAUAGCAAGAGCCGUGGUCUAGAGCAGAUCACAAUUAGCGUUGAACGGAGGCAAUGCGGCGGACUUUAUGAUUGAUGAUUUAUUUUAUAGCUUCGAAACGUA